Hemiscyllium ocellatum (epaulette shark) is the source of this 1012-nucleotide messenger RNA. RefSeq lists its product as uncharacterized. The coding region runs from base 210 to 524 and encodes 104 amino acids. Lineage: Eukaryota; Metazoa; Chordata; Chondrichthyes; Orectolobiformes; Hemiscylliidae. The record is from RefSeq and is a predicted model, not a curated record. The transcript is spliced from 3 exons. Gene Ontology annotation, cellular component: EKC/KEOPS complex.
GGGUUGGGGGCAAUUUAAAGCUGCAUGUGGCAACCUCCCCCUUCCCUCCCUGUGGCCGCCUCCCUCCCUCUCUGUCUGUCUGUCUAACCCGGUUUGACUGAAGACACCGCCCGCUGUGAGUGAGGGACUGUGCCUCGUGAAGAGGGCGGGCCACUGCGUCCCUCGGCUCCCUCCCCGGGCUGGACUGUCGCCGCCGCCGCCGCCCGGACAUGUGCACCCCGGCCCCUGAGUGCGAGCUGUGCGGGGAGCUGUGUCCCCGGAGCGGCGAGCGGCGCCGCUUCGCUGUCCGCACCGCCUGCACCGUCCCCGGCGUGCUGAGCGGAGUCCGCCUGCUGCAGCAGCAACUCCAGGUCGCCCUCAGCGAGCUCGUCCUGCAGGAGAAGGGACAGCAGCAAGGGCAGAGCUGCCCGGAGAGCCCGGCCUCCAGCACUGCCGAUGAAGAUGAAGAUGACAGUGAAGACGAAUCGGCUGAUAAAGGAGAUGGAGAUGCACCUCCUUCCAAAAGGACAAGGAAACAAUGUUGACUUUAUCCACUGAAGCUGUCUGACUGCUCCAGUUUGUUUGAAGUGCUGCAGUGAUGACUUCCUUUAAAAAAUCACCAGUUUAAAUUGAGGCUCCUCUUCAUGGCUACUCCACUUUUUCUACAACUUAAAGAUAUUUUUAAAAAAGACAAGUUUGUUUCUUAUGUAAACCAUAAAAAGUGACCUUUUUUUUCAGAGAAAAUGAAGUCUGGGUGAUGAGGACAGAUCUCAAUCGUGGAGUUCUUGUCUAAAGUAGAUAUGUGAAUGAGAAUAUCUGAAUAUUUUAAAGAUUUUUCAAUAAUUUUAAGACAAUGUAGCAAUACUAUGAUUCUAUAAGUAAUUAAGCCUGCAAUUUACCCAUGUUCCCACAGGGAAGCACUGUGGGCUAAGGUGAGGCCUAGAUGAUUGCUGUUAAUUUUUGACUGUCGAAAAGGCAGUGAGAGUUUGUAAUUAGAUUUCUUCAUUAAAUGACCUAAAAUCAUGGCACAAUA